This is a messenger RNA of Lathyrus oleraceus (garden pea), 569 nucleotides long. RefSeq lists its product as uncharacterized. The transcript has 6 exons. NCBI's taxonomy places the organism in Eukaryota, Viridiplantae, Streptophyta, Magnoliopsida, Fabales, Fabaceae. Bases 7 to 552 code for a protein of 181 amino acids. The record is from RefSeq and is a predicted model, not a curated record.
AGAAGAAUGCAGGGAACAAAGCAAACGAGAAAGACGACCGCAGUGAAGACGAAGAUGAAGACAACCUCAGCGAAUACGAAGAAAUGUAACUUAGUACUGUAUUCUCCACAGAUUCAAAAGAUAAACGAGGAACAGAAGAAACAAAUCCGCAAAACUGAACGCGCUCUUAAAGUUGCCGAGGAAGAAAUGUUGAAGGCAAAGCUAGAGGCAACUUUCAGAGCAAAAGAGCUGAGUGAGACUCAUGGUGCUUGGCUUCCGCCUUGGCUUGCUGUACACUAUCUCCGUAGUAAGUCUGUGGUUGAGACUCAUUGGAAUGAACAUGGGAAGCCUCUAUUGGAAGUGAUAACGCAAAAGGCUCUAGAGAAAAAGGCACAAGCUGGAAAGUGGGCUGAACCUCAUUUGGAAACAGUUAAAACUAAAUGGAUCCCAGUUGUGAAUGAACAUUGGUCUGUGGUGAAAACAAAGGUUGAACCUCAUGUUCAACUACUGACUACAAAGACUGUUGAAGUUUACAAGUCCUCAAAGGAUGCACUUACUCCCCACUUAAGCUGAACUGUAUGGUUUGUUUG